AUUUACCUGUCUUUCUCUUUUUCUGUUCCUAUUUCUCUUCUUCCUUUUCUCCCCACUAUAAUGAUCAAGAAUCCAAAAGAGUAAAAUCUCUAUAAAGCAAAAUUUAGAACUUCGAACAUAUUGUGUAUGUAUUUUUGUGAUGUGUUUUAUGAUUGUUCAAUUAAUCGAAUCAACGCUGAAAAGCAAAAUCAAGUUGUGCGCAAUUGAUCGAUUAAAGAUCGAAAAACAAACGGAAUAUCGAAUAAUCAAUUACAAGAUAUCGAUUAGUCGAAACGAUUAAAACAGAAAAGAAGAGUGGAAUAUUUUGCCAGUAUUAUGACAGAAAAAGAAAAUUUACAGAAACAUGAUACCAGAGAAAUCGGCGUUGAAGAAUUUAAUCAACUGCGAAGCAAAUAUGAAGGAAAAUUGACAGCUUCCCUCUAUACCGGUAUCCUAUUUGUCACUGUCAUUGCAUUGAUUUUUGUUGUAGGAAUUCUUUAUAUUAAUAAUUAUCAGGAUUUAUCUCAAAUUAUUGUUCCUGUGACAACUUUAAUGAUAUUAUUACUCAUAUCAUUGAGUUUAUUAUUAAUAACGCAACUACCAUCGACUUUAACGUCCGCUAAAGCUAGACUUUUUAUAGGUUUUGUUGCAUCAGGUAUUUUAGGUAUUGGAACUUUAAUCAUUCGUGCUUCAGUACCUUUGUUUAUCACAAUUCACGCGAUGAUCGCUGUAUUACCAAGAGAUACACGACAGACACCAACAAUUCUUGCAAUUACAUUAAUUAUUAUUCAUUUAAGUAUACGAUUUAUUUUUCUCGAUCAUUCAAGCUAUUAUCAAAUAGUUCAGACAUGUAGCGAGAUUAUCUUUUUGUUCACUGCAAUUUUAUCCGGUUCAUAUUAUAGUAUAUUAACUGCAAAAGCACAUAAUAGAACCUUUUCUAGAACAAAAACGGUCAUUGAAUCCAGAAUAAAAUUAGAAUGUGAAAGAGAACAACAAGAACAAUUAUUAUUAAGUGUUAUUCCGGCUUACAUCGCAGCUGAGGUGAAAAGAGGUAUUAUGUUGAAAAUGGCAAAUGCAUGUCAAGAAGUUAGUAAUCAUAAGCAAACUAGAUUCUAUGAAAUGUAUGUGCAACGGCAUAAUAAUGUUAGUAUUCUUUAUGCAGAUAUUGUGAAUUUUACACCGCUUUCAGAACAAUUAUCAGCCUCAAGUCUAGUAAAAAUAUUAAAUGAAUUAUUCGGAAGAUUCGAUCAAAUUGCUCAGGAUAAUCAAUGCAUGAGAAUUAAAAUUUUGGGUGAUUGUUACUAUUGUGUUUCGGGAUUACCCAUUUCUCGACCAAAUCAUGCGUAUAAUUGUGUGACUAUGGGAUUACAAAUGAUAGACGCUAUUAAAUUUGUUCGCGAAGCAACAGGAUUUAAUGUGGACAUGCGAAUAGGAAUACACACUGGAAACGUACUAUGUGGUGUACUUGGUUUACGAAAAUGGCAAUUCGAUGUUUGGAGCGAUGAUGUUACAUUAGCAAAUCAUAUGGAAAGUGGUGGUUUACCAGGGAGAGUACAUAUAACUAAAGCUACUUUACUUCAACUUGGAAAUCGUUUCGAAGUCGAACCUGGUAAUGGAGGAUCUCGAGAAGUCUAUCUUGCUCAACAUAAUAUUGAAACUUUCCUGAUAGUACCACCAGAGAAAACCAAUCAAGAAAAUCGUAUGAACGAUAAUGGUGAACAUAUUCGAACUGUCUCCAUACCAUCAAGAUCAAGACCAAGUAGUAAAAUGACGAAAUAUUUUGAAAGUUGGGGUGCAGAUAAACCUUUCGCUAAUAUUGCAGAGGCUACACUUGCUAAAAAUAUUGGACUAACGAGUAUUGCCAUGAUUGAAUCAAAUCUUUUAAUAAACAGUAAUUCUAAUUGUUUCAUCAAUAUGAAACAACGAUAUCAAGGCAAUGAAGGAAUGUCAUCCGUUACUUAUCGAUUUAAUGAUCAAGAUCAAGAAUUUCAAUAUCGUCAACAGAUUGAUGAACAAUAUCCAUGGUAUCUUCUCGCUUCAACUACCAUAUAUAUUAUGAUUUUUGGCAUUCAAAUUAUGUAUUUACCAAGGAGUAUCAUAGUUUACAGUUGCUUUUUUCCUGUUUUAUCAUUUUUGUUUAUCUUUUCCGUAUUAUCUUGGUUUAACAUUAAGAUCAAAAAUAACAAUAUCUGGAAUUGGUUAUCUUUGAACAGAGAAAUCAGGAUAAUAGUAUAUUUAAUAACGGUGUUUUUAACGAUUACAUCAUCUAUUCUUAGUUUAUUAUUGAAUGAUAUUGUACAAAUAAACAAAUACGAUAUUAUCGUAUCAUUAUACGUAUAUACUGCGGUAAUGUCUCUGGUUAUAGGUUGGACGCAUUUACGCAUUGAUUUUCUAAUAAAAUUCUGUAUAAUGUUUAUCUCAAUAGCAAUAAUCGUGGUUGCAUUUUCACAAGCACCAAUCGCUCAAUUAUACCAUAUGAUUGAUGUCAUCGAACAAAUUGAAUAUACUUCAAGAACAGAUUUUUUAUGGGAAAAUAAAUUAAAAAUAGAACAAGAUGAAGUUGAAACUAUGAGAGGUAUUAACAAAAUUCUUCUCGAAAACAUACUACCUGCUCAUGUAGCAGAACAUUUUUUAACAAACGUUCGAGCAAUUCAGGAUCUUUAUCAUGAAAGAUACAGUAGUAUUGCCGUUAUGUUUGCAUCCAUUCCGAAUUACAAGGAAUUUUAUGAUGAAACGGAUAUAAAUAAACAGGGAUUGGAAUGUUUAAGACUUCUAAACGAAAUUAUAUGUGAUUUUGAUAAAUUAUUGCUUAAACCAAAAUUUUCUGGAAUCGAAAAGAUUAAAACUAUUGGAAGUACUUAUAUGUUAGCCUCUGGUCUUAGUCCAGGAAAAAAUACUGAUGAAAAGGAACUCUUAAAACAAGAAAAUCAUAAUAUAAUUAUUCUUAUUGAAUUUGCUCUCGCUUUGAUGACAAUUUUAGAUCAAAUUAACAAGGAAUCUUUUCAAAAAUUUAAGUUAAGAAUAGGUUUAAAUCACGGACCUGUAAUAGCAGGUGUUGUUGGAGCACAAAAACCUCAAUAUGACAUUUGGGGUAAUACCGUAAACGUAGCAUCAAGAAUGGAUAGUUGCGGAGAAAUGGGUAAAGUUCAAGUUACCGAAGACACAGCCAAAAUUCUGAUCGCGGCUGGUUAUGAGUUAAUAUGCCGAGGGCCUACAUAUGUCAAAGGAAAGGGAACUUUAAUAACUUAUUUUGUAAAAACACCGUUUGAUGAAAAAGAAGAAAAUUCUUAAAU
Messenger RNA from Apis dorsata (giant honeybee), 3272 nucleotides. RefSeq names its product adenylate cyclase type 2 (gene Adcy2). The record is from RefSeq and is a predicted model, not a curated record. Gene Ontology annotation, cellular component: plasma membrane. Gene Ontology annotation, biological process: cAMP biosynthetic process; adenylate cyclase-inhibiting G protein-coupled receptor signaling pathway; intracellular signal transduction. The transcript has 19 exons. The coding region runs from base 316 to 3270 and encodes 984 amino acids. NCBI's taxonomy places the organism in Eukaryota, Metazoa, Arthropoda, Insecta, Hymenoptera, Apidae. Gene Ontology annotation, molecular function: adenylate cyclase activity.